AUGUUUUCCCGUCGCUACGCUUCAACAUUCAUCACCACCAUCGAAUUUCGCACAAUCUUGAAUAAAAAUGAUGCAAUCGAGCUGAGUUAUCAUCCAAAAUCCGCAAUUCCGCUGGGCUCUUGCGGACCUCGUCAAAAAUCGCUGAUUCUUCCGCUCGUUUGGCUCAGGGAUCAUUGUCAAUCGGAGAAAUGCUACAAUUUGCCAACUCAUCAACGAAAAGCCAACGGGACGCAGAUAUUUUCGAAGAGUGCGGUGGAAAAUGUGAAAAAUUCGCAGGAUUCGAUAACUGUCAAAUGGAAAGAUGGACAUGAAUCGAUUUUUGAAGUUGAUAAUUUGAUCGAGAGAGCUUUAAAGGGAACUAAACCGCAAUCUUCUGGAUAUGUAGAACUUUGGGAUUCGAAAACUCUGAAAAAUAUACCGAAAAUCUCAAAAAUCGGUCUGGAGUUUAGGGAUUUUGCGAGAAAUUUGGCUAGAUUUGGAGUGGUUAUUGUGGAAAAUGUGAAAGAGACGGCUGAAGCAACGGAGGAACUUUGUAAAAGUCUUGUUCCGGUUCAUGACACGUUUUUUGGGCAGUUUUGGACGUUUAGUAACAGUGCGACUAAAGUGAGUUAGAUUUUAGAGGGAAAAUUUUGUGUUUUAAAAAAUAUUUGUAUUUUAUUCAAAUUUUCAAGCUGAAAAAAAAUUGCAGAAUUUCUCGGCUUCAAUUUUCUGUGUCUUUUGUUCAAUAAAAAAUAUGCUGUUUCAAAAAUUUGAUAGAAGGAUUUUUUAAAUUUUCAAAUUAUUGCUAUGUCGGUUCACGAAUUAAAAAUUCAACGUUUCAAAAAAAUUAUAUAAUUUUUAAAAGAAAUUUUGAGAUCAAAACUUCUCGCAGUUUUCAAUAUUUAUGAUUUUUAAAUUUUUUAUAUCCUUGAAAAAUUCACUGUUUCAAAAUUUUCAUAUACAAUUUUCAAGAUUUUAAUUUCAAUUUAACUUCACAUUUUUCACAAAAAAUAAAAUUGUUGUUCUUCCAAAGUUUGCAUUUUCUAUUCUUAUUUUAUUUGGAAAAUUGAAAAAAAUCACUGUUUCAAAAAAUAUUUGUAUUUUAUUCAAGAAAUUUAUCCAAAUUUUCAAACUGAAAAAAAAAUCAAUUUUGCAGAAUUUCUCGGCUUGAAAUCUCAAAAUAAUCUAAUUUUGUCUGUGUCUUUUGUUCAACAAAAAAUAUGCUGUUUCAAAAAUUUCAUAGAAGAUUUCUUUUAAUUUUCAAAAUAUUUCACUGUCAUUUUACCAAUUAAAAAUUCCCUGUUUCAAGAAAAAAUUAUAUAAUUUUUAAAAGAAAUUUUGAGAUACUUGCAAAACAAAUUCUGAAAGUUUCAAAAUUUUUCUUGAACAAUUCACUGUUUCAAAAUUUUCAUAUACAAUUUAAGAAAAUUUUAUUUUCAAUCUCUUCACAAUUUGUUCACAAAAAAUAAAAUUGUUGUUCUCCAAAAGUUUGCAUUUUCUGUUCUUAUUUUAUCUGGAAAAUUGAGAAAAUUCACUGUUUCAAAAAAAAUAUUUGUAUUUUAUUCAAGAAAUUAUUGCUAAUCAGAUGGAGAAGUUUCAAACUGAAAAAAAAAUUUGCAGAAUUUCUCGGCUUCAAUUUUCUUGAAAUCUUGAACUUCUCUAAUUUUGUCAGUAUUUUUUUUUUCAACAAAAAUUUGCUGUUUCAAAAAAUUUAAUAGAAGAUUUUUUUUUAAUUUUUAAGAUAUUGCAAGGUCGAAUCACGAAUCAAAAAUUCCCUGUUUCAAAAAAAUUAUAUAAUUUUUGAAAGAAAUUUUGAGAUGAUUUUUAAAUGUUUUAUGUCCUUGAAAAAUUCACUGUUUCAAAAAUUUCAUAUACAAUUUAAGAAAAUUUUAUUUUCAAUCAUACACCAUAUUUUUUUCUCAAACAAAAUAAAAUUGUUGUAAAAAGCGAGAAAAAUUCACUGUUUCAAAAAAAAUAUUUGUAUUUUAUUCAAGAAAUUUAUCCAAAUUUUCAAACUUAAAAAAAAUUUGCAGAAUUUCUGGGCUUCAAUUUUCUUGAAAUCUCAAAAUACAGGGUGACCAGAAAUUAUCCGUGCAAACUCAACCGGCCGUAAAAUAUUUAAAAACAUGAUAUUUUCCACAAAUUUUUUGAUUGAGCACCAAUCAAUAGAUAACUAUUUUAAAAUUAUCACAAAAAAUCGUGAUCAAAUUGAAAUCUUACUUGGACCUUGAGCGUCUGAUGUUGAUGUGUCAAAAAUUGGGCAAAGAGCCGCGGCUAGUGGUGUUAACAAUGUUGCCCCAUUUUUCGCUUCAACAACUGUGUACAUUCUCAAAACUAUUUUCACUUGUUCCUAAAAGGAUCUUAGACGACUUCUUCUGCCUUUGCCAAAAUGAAAUUAAAUUUUCCGACUUUGGGGAUGGUUUGGGCGGUCAUGACUCCCUCGGCCCCUUGUUUUUUACUGAUAAAAGUGUCAAAACCAACAACGAUUCACAACAAACAAUCAUAUUUGAACAUUUUCAUGUUUUCUCAGUCUGAUUUAACUUAAAAAUAUUCAUAAGACCAUUAAAGCUGAUGAAGACCUAACAUUUGGACCAAAACCAAAAAUUUACUUUCGCGAAAAAAAAUUUUUCUUUUUUUUUCAAUUUAUUUGGGCCUCUGAAGCUCAUCGAAUCUCAGGCCGCAAGGUUACUUGGAGUGGUAAUUUUUGAAAAAUAACAUCAUUAGAAGUUAUCUUACUCAUUUCAUAGUUGUCAAAAUACAAUUGGAGUUUUCCACGUACUAAACAAAGUCAAAACUCCACGCGGCCUUUCUCACUAUUUUAGAAAUCUGGUUUAAGGCCCAGAAAGCCCUGAAAAAAUCCUAAAAUCAACAUUCGUGAUAAUUUUGGAAUUAUUAUGCAUUUAUUAUUGUUAACAAAAAAUUUCUUUGAAAAAUAUCCAAUUUUGAAGUUUUUAUGACCCGUUUAGUUUGCACGGAUAAUUUCUGGUCACCCUGUACUCUAAAAUGAAAUUAUGUUUUUUUGUUCAACAAAAAAUUUACUGUUUCAAAAAUUUGAUAGAAGGAUUUUAAAAAUUUACAAAAUAUUGAAAUGUAGGUUCACGAAUUAAAAAUUCACUGUUUCAAAAAAAUUAUAUAAUUUUCAAAAGAAAUUUUGAGGUACUUUCAAACAAAUUCUGAAAGUUUCAAAUUUUUUCUUGAAAAAUUCACUGUUUCAAAGUUUUCAUAAAGAAUUUAAGAAAAUUUUAUUUUAUUGUUCUCUUUACAAAAAAUAAAAUUGUUGUAAAAAGCGAGAAAAAUUGUUUCAAAAUAUAUUUGUGUUUUAUUCAAGAAAUUUUUGCUAAUUAGAUGGAACAAGUUCAUCCAAAUUUUCAAACUGAAAAAAAAUUUGCAGAAUUUCUCGGCUUCAAUUUUCAUUGAAAAGUGACUUUUGUUCAACAAAAAUUUGCUGUUUCAAAAAUUUGAUAGAAGGAUUUUUUAAAUUUUUAAAAUAUUGCAAGGUCGAAUCACGAAUCAAAAAUUCCCUGUUUCAAAAAAUAAUGUAAUUUUAAAAAAAAUUUUGAGAUGAUUUUUAAAUUUUUUAUGUCCUUGAAAAAUUCACUGUUUCAAAAUUAUCAUAAUAAAAUUUAAGAAAAUUUUAUUUUCAAUCAUACACCAUAUUUUUUUCUCACAAAAAAUAAAAUUGUUGUAAAAAGCGAGAAAAAUUCACUGUUUCAAAAAAUAUUUGUAUUUUAUUCAAGAAAUUUAUCCAAAUUUUCAAACUGAAAAAAAAUUUGCAGAAUUUCUAGGCUUCAAUUUUCAUUAAAAAGUGUCUUUUGUUCAACAAAAAUUUGCUGUUUCAAAAAAUUUGAUAGAAGGAUUUUUAAAAUUUUCAAAAUAUUGCAUUGUCGUUUUGAGUAUCAAAAAUUCACUGUUUCAAAAAAUAUUUGUAUUUUAUUCAAGAAUUUUUUUGCUAAUUAGAUGGAGCAAAUUUUCAAACUGAAAACACAUUUGCAGAAUUUCUCGGCUUCAAUUUUCUUGAAAUCUUGAAAUUCUCUAAUUUUGUCAUUAAAAAAAGUGUCUUUUGUUCAACAAAAAAUAUGCUGUUUCAAAAAUUUGAUAGAAGAUUUCUUUUUAAUUUUCAAAAUAUUGCAUUUUCGUUUUAAGAAUCAAAAAUUCCCUGUUUCAAAAAAUAAUAUAAUUUUUAAAAGAAAUUUUGAGAUACUUGCAAAACAAAUUCUGAAAGUUUCAAAAUUUUUCUUGAAAAAUUCACUGUUUCAAAGUUUUCAUAAAGAAUUUAAGAAAAUUUUAUUUUAUUGUUCUCUUUACAAAAAAAUAAAAUUGUUGUAAAAAAGCGAGAAAAUUCACUGUUUCAAAAAAAUAUUUGUAUUUUAUUCAAGAAAUUUUUGCUAAUUAGAUGGAACAAGCUCAUCCAAAUUUUCAAACUGAAAACAAAUUUGCAGAAUUUCUCGGCUUCAAUUUAAUUUUCAUUAAAAAGUGUCUUUUUGUUCAACAAAAAUUUGCUGUUUCAAAAAUUUGAUAAAAUGAUUUUUAAAAUUUUCAAAAUAUUGCAUUGUCGUUUUGAGUAUCAAAAAUUCCCUGUUUCAAAAAAAAAAUAUAAUUUUUAAAAGCAAUUUUGAGAUCAAAACCUCUCGCAGUUUUCAAUAUUUAUGAUUUUCGAAUUUUUUUAUGUCCUUGAAAAAUUCACUGUUUCAAAGUUUCCAUUUACAAUUUUUAAAAAAAUUGUAUUUUCAAUCAUUAAAAUUGUUAUUCUGCCAAAGUUUUCAAUUUCUGUUCUUGUUUUAUUUGGAAAAGCGAGAAAAUUCACUGUUUCAAAAAAAAUAUUUGUAUUUUAUUCAAGAAAUUUUUGCUAAUUAGAUGGAACAAGCUCAUCCAAAUUUUCAAACUGAAAACAAAUUUGCAGAAUUUCUCGGCUUUAAUUUUCAUUAAAAAGUGUCUUUUUGUUCAACAAAAAUUUGCUGUUUCAAAAAAUUGAUAGAAGAUUUCUUUUAAUUUUCAAAAUAUUGCUAUGUCGGUUCACGAAUUAAAAAUUCACUGUUUCAAAAAAAUUAUAUAAUUUUCAAAAGAAAUUUUGAGAUUGAUAAGCUUGCAGAACGAAAUAUUUAUGAUUUUUAAAUUUUUAAUGUCCUUGAAAAAUUCACUGUUUCAAAGUUUUCAUAAUAAAAUUUAAGAAAAUAUUAUUUUCAAUGAUACUAACAAUAAAUGUUCUCACAAAAAAUAAAAUUGUUGUAAAAAGCGAGAAAAUUCACUGUUUCAAAAUAUAUAUUUGUAUUUUAUUCAAGAAAUUUAUCCAAAUUUUCGAACUGAAAAAAAAAUUUGCAGAAUUUCUCGGCUUCAAUUUUCUUGAAAUCUUAAAAUACUCUAAUUUUGUCAGUAUUUUUUGUUCAACAAAAAUUUGCUGUUUCAAAAAUUUGAUAAAAUGAUUUUUAAAAUUUUCAAAAUAUUGCAUUGUCGUUUUGAGUAUCAAAAAUUCACUGUUUCAAAAAAAUUAUAUAAUUUUCAAAAGAAAUUUUGAGGUACUUUCAAACAAAUUCUGAAAGUUUCAAAAUUUUUCUUGAAAAAUUCACUGUUUCAAAAUUAUCAUAAUAAAAUUUUCAAGGGUUUAAUUUCAAUUUCACUUCAUUUUUCACUGUUUCAAAAUUUCCAAAAAAAAAAUAUUUCAGGACGAACCAGCCUACGAAGACACCGCCUAUGGAAAUGAUGGAAUUGGUCCACACACAGACGGCACAUAUUUCGACCAAACUCCAGGAAUUCAAGUGUUUCACUGUCUACAACCAGCUGAAAAUGGCGGAAAAACUGUGUUAGUCGAUUCUUGGCGCUGUGCCAACGAUCUCAAAAAAGAGCAUUUCGAGAUUUUGAGCCAUGUCAAAAUCGGUCAUCAUUAUUUGGAGGGAACACCGGCUGGUUCAUCGAUUUAUAGUUUGAGUGAGGAAAAACCGGUGAUUGAGGUGGAUUCGAGUGGAAAUAUCAAGCAGAUUAGGUGAGUUUUGGGGAAAAAUGUUGAAAAAUGUUUUUUUUAACAUUGAAAGAUCAAAAGUCGUAGGUCAAAAUUAGUUUUUGCGAGUUUUUCAGCCAAAAAUGAUGAAAAAUCGAUAUUUUUCAAGCUUCUGGAGUAAUUUCUGAUGAAAAUUGACCUUGGAAUUCAUUUUCCAGAAGGUUUUGCUGAUUUUUCGUAAAAAAAUGCAUAAAAUAAAGCGAAAUAUGGUUCUCGGAGCUCAUUUUCAUCAAAAAUCACUCCAGAAGCUUGAAAAAUAUCGAUUUGUCAUCAUUUUUAGCUGAAAAUCAAUAUUUUUCAAACUUCUGGAGUAAUUUCUGAUGAAAAUGUGCUUUGCGAACCCGAUUUUGCUGUAUUUUUUCGAAAUUCAAAGCAAAACCCUUCUGGAAAGUGAAUUCCAAGGUCAAUUUUCAUAAGAAAUUCCUCCAGAACCUUGAAAAAUAUCGAUUUGUCAUCAUUUUUGGCUGAAAAUCAAUAUUUUUCAAGCUUCUGGAGUAAUUUCUGAUGAAAAUAAGCUUCGAGAACGCUAUUUCGCUUUAUUUCACGAAAAAUCAGCAAAACCUUCUGGAAAGUGAAUUCCAAUGUCAAUUUUCAUCAGAAAUUACUCCAGAAGCUUGAAAAAUAUCGAUUUGUCAUCAUUUUUGGCUGAAAAACUCGUGAAUUGA
Molecule: messenger RNA, 6636 nt
Organism: Caenorhabditis angaria
Lineage: Eukaryota; Metazoa; Nematoda; Chromadorea; Rhabditida; Rhabditidae
Source: the annotation of a GenBank genome assembly